This is a messenger RNA of Ectocarpus siliculosus, 2580 nucleotides long. The record is from the annotation of a GenBank genome assembly. NCBI's taxonomy places the organism in Eukaryota, Phaeophyceae, Ectocarpales, Ectocarpaceae.
AUGGGCCUUCUCCUUCCGCAAGACACGUCCGUGGUUGUUGGGGUCGUGAUGGACUCCGAGGGAGAGGUUGUGCUGUCGAACGUCAGCGGUGACGAUCGGAGUACGCAGGAGGCGGCGGCGGCGGCGGGUUCCGUCGUUGUAGCCGGGGAGAUGCCGCAGGCUACGGCUGGCGGGACGGCGGCGCUGGCUGAGCCGCCACCGCUGUCUUCUGCGCGAGCAGCGGCGACGACGGGCGCGCGUUCUCAGGAGCAACAGGAGGAGGUGCCGGGGCCAGCAGCAGCCUCUGUUGACCCUUCAGGCCCGCCGCCGCCCCCGUGGAAGACCUACACGGUCAAGGGAGGAGACUCCAUCCUGUCCAUCUGCCAGGACCAGGGCCUAAACGGUGCCGCGGGUGCGGCGCGCCCCGUAGCCGGCGGUGGCGGUGGAGGCGGCGGCGGCGGGAAAAAGGCGACCCUGUUGGACGAGGAUACCCACGAGCUGGUGGACAAGGUGUUCUUUGGCGGCCUUAGCUACGCGCUCGUGCAGACGCUCACCGUUAUCGCCGAGCGGGCCCCGGCGUUGCAGCCGGAGGUUCAGGCCCGACUCAUGAAAAUGGUCGGGGACGUUCUCGAAAACUUCAUGCCAAGACCCUGGGGUUUCGCUGGCAGCGGCGUUUCUACCGCGGGCGGAGGGCUCGGCGCCGGCGGCGUCGGGAGCCCUCCCGUUGACGGUGUCGUUGGGGGCUUAGAGGGGCUGUCUCUGGUGUGCGAGUCGCCGCGGAUGCCCGGCAAGCGCGGCGGCGGCGGCUCCGGGGGCGGCGGCUUCGGUGGUGGUGGUGGGGCUGGGGGGUUGUCUUGGUCCGCGGAGGGAGGGAGGCAUCUCGAGGCUUGGAGGAGCGUCCUGUUCCCAGCUCCCGGAACGAGAGCCGCCGCCGCGUCGGUGGCAACAACAACAACAAUCCAACCCUACCGCGCUCUCGGCGAAGGCAUUCCCGUCACCGCAACCGCAACCGCAAUCGGACCCGACGACGCUUCCCUCACGGCAGAAGACACCUGCUGCGGCGGCGGCAGCGGCGGCGGCGGCGGCGGUUACCCCGACUGGUCGGAGAUCUCUACCGUGUUGUGGUCGCCUUCCGCCGGAGCGGGCGGCGGCGGCGGCGGCGGCGGCAUGGGUGCAGGUCAGCGGGUACGGACCGGCGGCGGCGGCGGCGGCGGCGCCGGGUUGUUUGUCGGGGAGACGAGGGGCGCGGCGCAGGCGAGGCUUGCGGAGCAGCCCGGGGUGUUCUGGGAGCUGUACGGGAGCGCGGAGGAGGGGGAAGGGGCCACGACCGGGAACGUCGUGCUGGCCCUCGAGGUCCUGGGGUCGUUCGACUUCUACUCGAUACCCGCGAACGGCGGCGCGCGCGGGGUCGGGGGUGUGGGGGUCUCUGGCGAGGUGUCCCUCGACUACCGGCAGGAGAUGCUGGAGCGGGCCCUGCGUCUCCUGCACCACCACGCCCUCCGGUGUCUCGACGACGCUGACGAGCGGGUGCGCAUGGCGGCGUGCUCGGCGUGCUGCCGGCUCCUCGCAAGGGCCGCACUCGACGCCCGACCUGCCCACCAUAGCGGUGGUGGCGGCGGCGGCGGGACUGCAGGAGAGGGAGGAGGAAGCGGACCAAAAGCUUCCGCCCCGGCCCCGGCCACCGCCGGCGGCGGCGGCACCACGGCCGCCCUCGCCGGAGCCGGCACACCCCGAGCACCCUCCCCGGCGUUCGAUCAGAACCCCGCUACCGCGACCACCGGAAGGGACUCCGGUCUUGUGGGCGGGGGAGGGUUGAUGAUGUGGGCGUUUGAAGGAGGCGGCAGUUUUGGCCCUUCCCUGCUGGAUGGUGGGGGGAUCGCGGCCGGGACUGGGGUGGGGUCCGUGUUGGGGGAGUACGGGGGCGGCGGGGGCGGCGCGGCGGCGUGGAUGACGCGGGCGUGCGUGGAGGUUUUGGAGCGGUUGCUGACGGUGGGGCUCCAGGACGAGGCGGUUGCCGUGAGGCAGGAGAUCGUUAGGGGCCUAGAGACGAACCACCCCCUGGACCCCCUCGUGGCGCUGGCGGGCAACAUCCAGUGCCUCUUCCAGUCGGUCAACGACGAGAACUUGGACGUCAGGCGGAGCGCCGCGCGCGUCGUCGGCAGGGCCUCGCGGCAGCAGUCCACCAUGGUCAUGCCCUUCGUGAGGGUGGCCCUCGUGCAGCUCGGGAGGCACCUGGACGUGUCGCAGGACCCGUUGGUGAAGCGGGAGCGCAUCCUUAUCCUUACGGACCUGCUCACCUCGGCGGGGUCCCUGGUCCGGCCGUACGUGUCGAGCAUCAUGCCGCAGCUGCUGCUGGAGCUGGUGGGGUCCUCGGGGUGCUUGGGCGGGGUCGGGGGCAGCCACAGGCUUUCCUACCUGCAGCAUCGUCCGUCAGGAACUGGUGGUAGAAAGGUGGGGAGCGGAGGAGGGGUUUCGGGUGCCGGAGGCGGGGGGAAAAAGGCCGGGGAAGCGGGGCUCAUGUCGGCUGUGCUGACCGCCGUUCUCAGGGCGAUGGGCGUCCUGUCCGUGCCACCCGGGUGCGUCCUGUCCUCUCUGUCGUAG